Molecule: messenger RNA, 512 nt
Organism: Dioscorea cayenensis subsp. rotundata (Guinea yam)
Lineage: Eukaryota; Viridiplantae; Streptophyta; Magnoliopsida; Dioscoreales; Dioscoreaceae
Exons: 2
Coding region: 183-512 (109 amino acids)
Source: RefSeq, a predicted model, not a curated record
CUCUUGAUCCUUCACCCCAGAACACUCCUUUAGAUGAUCACUCGGAUGAAGAACUCCUAGACUGGGGUGAAGAGGAGGAUUUCCUAGAGAACGAAUAGGCAGAUGACAAUCCCUAUUUUGAGGAAGAUAGUCUCAAUCUUUUUGAACAUGAUCCACCUCCCGCAAUUGAAGGAGAUGUCCAGAUGAACGAUGCUAUUCCGGACUCAUCUACAGUACACACCGCGGUGCCUGAAGAAACAAGUUCUUUGGAAAGUAUUCCUAAACAACUUCCCCCUGAUAUUAAACAAAUUAGAAGAAGCGAUAGGCCUAAAAAACCAUCUGGACGAUGGAAUGAAGAAGCUGGAUUUGUUCCUCUCCCUCCACGCUCCUCCAAGAAAAAAAUACCUGAGGAUCCUAGAGAAGCUGCUGAUAGCCACCACCAAUCUCUCAAUGAAGCUUCUCAGAAGAUCAAGCGCUCACUCAACUUCCUCAGCGCUAGAGGCCCAAAUCCUGUUGGAGACCCCGACCCCUAA